UCAGGCGGCAGAGGGCAGAAGACCAAGAGAUCCGCGCUGACACAGAGAAGGCCUCCACGGAAGCCUCAAAGGCUGCUCACCCGAGAUCCAGGAGAGGAGUGGGCCGGUGGGACCCAGAAGGGGCGGGUGCAGCAGUGUUCUGCCCUGUCGAGGCGCACGGAGCCCGCAGAAGCCAUGGCCACGAAGGCUGAACGGACGGCGCAGACGGCCAGGGGAGUCAGGGGCCCAGCACAGUCAGGCCCAGAUGCCAGGUCUCGGAGGUGCAAAGGCCUUCCCAACUUCUUCCCCUGGAGCAGCUGGACAGAUGAGAGCCUGCAGCCCCUGACAUGCCGGCAGCUGGCAGCCUUCCAGGACGUCUUCAGACUGUUCAGCUCCAGCCUGACCAGCACGGUGGACAUGCGCAGCAUCAAAGUGGCCCUGCACAACGCGGGCAUCCAGCUGAGUCCACAGGAGAUGUGUGAGGCCCUGCGGCAGGCAGAUCUGGACGGUGACGGAAUCGUCAGCUUCAAAGACUUCCUGGGCGUCCUCACUGACGACCACCGCUUGGCUCAGUGCAUGGGUCAGGUGAGAAGCAGCCGGGUCCACGACCCCCAGGGCCUGCAGACCCUGUUCUUAGAGAUGCUGUUCAAGCUGCUGACCCAGGGCUUGGUGCCCCCCAAGACCGGGCAGGAGGUGAUGAGCUACUACUUCAAGAAGCAGCGGACUCUUCGAGGCAGCCCCGGCUGGAAGGGCGGGUCUCGCGGCCAGGGCCGCCCGGCGCGCUCCCGCGAGGGCCCCAACUUCUUCUGCCAGGCCGCACGCCUCACCGGCCUCUCCAGCGCGGAGCUGGCGCGCUCGCUGCACCGGCUGCACCAGGCGGGUGCGCGCAGCCCUUAUUCUCAGAUACCAAAGCUGGCGGGGCGCACGCGGCCCGAACGCCGGACGCCGGGCGGAACCCCUCGCCCCGACGUCCGACUGCCCAAGCGCAGCCAACUCAGCCGCCCCAAGCUCGGGAGUGACCUGGGGCCGCUCUGCCAAGGUGAGAGCCGCGCACCCGCAGGGCCCCGGGGCCAGCUGCCAGAGCACAGGCAGCCCUGGAAGCUGGCUCCCUCUCCGCCGACUCUGGCGCAGAAGCAGCCCCUGUCCCCUUCGCCAACCUGUGUGCGGCGACCCGCGGUGAACAGCUGGCAUAAGUAA
Lepus europaeus (European hare) is the source of this 1176-nucleotide messenger RNA. RefSeq names its product EF-hand calcium-binding domain-containing protein 3-like. Lineage: Eukaryota; Metazoa; Chordata; Mammalia; Lagomorpha; Leporidae. The annotation marks the transcript as partial. The transcript is spliced from 9 exons. Gene Ontology annotation, molecular function: calcium ion binding. The record is from RefSeq and is a predicted model, not a curated record.